GUCCUUUAAUUGUUCCAAGGAUAGUGAAUUUAAAAUAAGGGCGGUAACUAUCGCCUAUAUUACGCUGUGACGCCCAUUAGAUGGGAUCAGUUCAGGUGAAAUAACUCAGAGGACGACGUCUUGCUCAGUGGUCAUGCCCCACACCCCAUCCACCACUUAUGCGCUCCCGUCGGACAACCAGCUCGGCAAUGGGAGCACCAUGGCCGACGAGCAGCUGAGGAGCCGGCGGGUCCAGGAGCAGGUCAAGAUGAAGCUGGCGGAGAAAUCCACACUUCCGCGUCAGAACGGAGCGGCCUCUCAUUACGCCAUGUCAGACUAUGGUGGUUCAUCAACAAUGAAAUACAGCACCUACAGCCCAAGCUUCAGCUCUAAAUCCUCCUACAUGUACUCAGGCUCUAAAACAAUGGCUCCUCAGAUUUCCCACAGGGCGGGAUACAGCAGCAGGUCCGCAGCCCCAGAAGUUGUCGGGUUUCAGAAGAUGAGUAUAGGGGUUAGUGGUGGCGGUGGCGGAGGUUUUUACCGGGAAGACAUGCGUUCUGGCGGCUUUCAGGCAUCCAUGAGACCACACCAAAUGGAACAUGAUGCCAUGUCUCUUCACUCGGUGAAAAACGUGCCUGCAGUGCGUUCAUGGGUAAUAGAGAGCGAUGCUGGAAGCCUGCAAUCUGAUCAGGAAGCCACCUUCAGCCGCCAGGGCACAAUGAAUGGCUACAGCACCCAGAUGAGGCAAGGAGGAGGCAAUGUGGCCUAUCAGAGCCAGUUUCAGGCCCAGGCACCAGCUGGUGUCUCAAUGCUUCGAAGCCAAAGUGGCACUCUUACCCGUGGGGGUACUAUGACAGGAGGAGGUUCUGAAAUCCUCCAACAGCAAUAUUCCUUCAAAGGCCCGGCUCACCGCACCAUCAGCAGGAUUACAAACCGUAACCGGAUGAGCGUUGGCUCGCUGUCUGGGACCCAGAUGACCAAUAGCGCAGGCAACUUGAUGGGAGGACGAGAUCAGGUGGACAGAGGGUUUAUCGUGUCAACCCUCGGAUCCGGAUCCCAGGGAAAUCUGUUGCAACGCCAAGGUAACCUGUCCCGAUCCAUGUCGAUCAGAAGCAUGCAGAGCGUUGGCAGAGGCAUGGACGUUUUUGGCCAGAUGGAAGACUUGGACCACCUGCAAGGAGUUGCCGAUCUGAACAUUGCAACUGCGGUUGAGUACCUGAGAAGCGGUGACCCCUCGCUGGAGACCAUGGGUGCAGCUUUCGUUCAGCAUAUGUGCUACAAUGAAAAAGAAGCAAAAGAUCAGGUGCGGCAGCACGGCGCCAUUAAGGAUAUAGUGGACCUGUUUAACAGCGAAAACACAGAAGUGGCCCGUUAUGCAACGGGCGCUGCUCGCAACCUCAUCUAUGAGAACAACGACAACAAGAAUGCCCUGAUUGAACUCAACGGCAUCGCUGCGCUUAACGAGGCGCUAAAAGAGAAUGAUGAUGAGCUUUACAAAAACAUCACAGGUAUUCUGUGGAAUCUCUCCUCCAAAGACAAGUUUAAGGAGAUUAUAGCCAAGGAGACACUUAGCGGGCUCUCUGAGAAGAUCCUCGUUCCUGCUGCUGAGCGAGAGGAGCAGCUGAAGCACGAGAGCGAGGAUUACACGCCGAACCACACAAGUUCUCCAUCUGUGGACGAAAUAUUCACCAACACAACCGGAUGCCUAAGGAAUCUGAGCUCUGGCAAUGAGAAAACCCGUCAACAGAUGCGAGAAACCAAAGGGCUAGUCGGGUCUUUGGUGAGAUGCCUUAGAGGGUCCGUUGACAAUGGAAAGACAGAAGAAAAGGGUGCGGAGAACACAAUGUGCAUCUUGAGGAACCUCUCCUACCAAAUCUACAAUGAACUUCCACCAUCUUACCAAAUGCGUUUGAACAGAAAGGUUGAAACGGAUAAAUCGUCUGGCACUGUUGGCUGCUUUUCUCCAAACAGCAAAAAAACCAACAAGGACAGCAAUCGCUUGAUAUACCAAGAAAUAACAAAGGAUCCAAAAGACAUGGAGUGGCUGUGGCACCCCAAUAUAGUGACUCUGUACCAAAGUGUGCUGCAGUCAUGUGAAAUUAACGCCACCACCCGAGAGGCAGCCAUUGGAAGUCUGCAGAACAUCACUUCUGGAGAGGGGCAGUGGGCUGCAGAGUUAAGCAGGUUUGCUGUGGAACAGAGGAAAAUUCUGCCAAAAUUGAUGGAUCUCCUGCGGACAGACAGGAAUAAGGAGCUACUUUCUCUCAGCGGCCUGUUGAGGAAUUUAGCUCGUCACAGUAAUGUCUCGUCGACAUUGGACCAAGUGGUAAACAAGUUGCCUACUGAUGGCAAAAUGAAGGACCCUUCUGCUGAAGUGGUGGUUAACCUCUGCGGUAUCCUCAAUAGCAUGGUGAUGAAAGAUUUUGAUGCUACCAAGAGAAUCUGUGAGAACGGAGGCCUGGAGAGACUGAUGGCAGUCAAAAAAACGACGGACUCAAGGUCUGGUUUGUGCCGGUUAAUCCUAAAUAUGACACAAGUUAAAGUGACGCUGUGUAACUAUCUGCCACUAGGGGCGCUAGAUCUGUAAUGUUGAAACUUAGUG
Molecule: messenger RNA, 2581 nt
Organism: Cyprinodon variegatus (sheepshead minnow)
Lineage: Eukaryota; Metazoa; Chordata; Actinopteri; Cyprinodontiformes; Cyprinodontidae
Product: plakophilin-3-like
Exons: 12
Coding region: 134-2566 (810 amino acids)
Biological process (GO): cell-cell junction assembly; cell-cell adhesion
Cellular component (GO): nucleus; cytoplasm; plasma membrane
Molecular function (GO): cadherin binding
Source: RefSeq, a predicted model, not a curated record